UGAGGUUGAUAUGCCUGGGUGGCUCCCUGGGCCGGAGGGGAGGGAAGGCAGCACGCAGGAGCUGCCGUCUGCUUUCUCCGCCGCCUCCUUUUUCCGUGCGCCCAGGCUGGUGCUAGGAGGAGCUCGAACAGAGCUGAGAGACUACCAACCUUUUGGCAGCAAAUGGCUUUUCCACAGGAGACAACGCACAGGACUCAGGAGUUCACCCUUCUGCCUGUUACUCUGGCUUUGCAGCCCCCUCUCGGCCUGGCUGGAGCUACGCAGAGCUGGUGGCAGCGUGUCCGUAGCCAGAUCCUUCUCAUGGGCGCUCCGUAGCUCAGCAGCCGAGGGAAAGGAAGGCGUCUGAAGCAGAGCUUCCUUUGCUAGGCAGCAGCCGGAAGAGUUUGGGAAACCAUUUUAGGGAGACUUUCUGAAGAUUCUUUUAUAUGUGACAGGCCCUAACUGGAACAGAUCGGACAAAGCUGUUUCCUUCUCCCUCAGAACCCCCUGUGGAUUAUUGAAGAAACUUCACAUGGGGGAGUUGGUUAGAUUUCUGCCUACUGCGCUGGAGGUUUUUAGUGCUCCGUUUGCGUGAUUCUUCGCAUGAAAGUAGCCCCCCUCUGGUAUCGUUCCAGGUCUGUCUGUCUCCUCAAGCCUCAUGUUACCAGGAGGGGCCUCUGUUAUGAGUUGUUUUUGUUUCUAUGGGGAAACGUAAUGAGCUGUUUCACUCCUCAUGACGGGGAAAUCUGCCUUGAGCUUUCUGUAUUCGUGGAAGGAGGGAGUCCUGUUUACAUCAUGUUUGCCAGGAAGUAAAACCAGCAAGAAAAAAGGGCGGGAUGGAGCCCCCGUUAUGUAUCAACUUUGUGUCCUGUGCUGAGAACCAGUUUGAACUGAUACAUGCUAGCCUGUUUGGAGGUGUUUUAAUGCCUUUUGCAGGUCUAACAAAGGAAGCAUAAUCUAGACUGCUCCUAAUGAUUUAUGGACUUGCUUUUAUCCACUGCCCACCCCUAAGAAACAAUGGUGUUCCGUACGUGAACUCUGCAUGGGGCCCUACACUGGGGCUCAUGACCAAGACUAGGUUUAUGAGAAGGGGUUGUGUGGACAUGGGGACAACCAACAGCAGCAGCAAGAGGCCCUGGUCUUAAGACAAGGACAUCUCCACCAAGCCUGAACUUGGACAGACCGUGACUCAAAAGAUUCUUAGGACUGAAAUGAGCCGUCAGACUGCUACAGCACUACCUACAGGUACUUCAAAGUGUACACCAUCACAGAGGGUGCCUGCUCUGACUGGCACUACAGCUUCCAACAAUGACUUGGCAAGUCUUUUUGAGUGUCCUGUGUGUUUUGACUAUGUGCUGCCACCUAUUCUUCAGUGUCAGAGUGGCCAUCUUGUUUGUAGCAACUGUCGCCCCAAGCUUACAUGCUGUCCAACUUGCCGAGGCCCACUGGGUUCCAUUCGUAACUUGGCUAUGGAAAAAGUUGCCAAUUCUGUACUGUUCCCAUGUAAAUACGCCUCUUCUGGAUGUGAGAUAACUUUGCCACACACAGAAAAAGCAGACCAUGAAGAGCUGUGUGAGUUUAGGCCUUAUUCAUGUCCAUGUCCUGGUGCUUCAUGUAAAUGGCAAGGUUCGCUGGAUGCUGUUAUGCCACAUUUGAUGCAUCAGCAUAAGUCAAUAACAACACUACAGGGAGAAGAUAUAGUUUUCCUUGCUACAGACAUUAAUCUUCCUGGUGCUGUUGACUGGGUUAUGAUGCAAUCUUGUUUUGGCUUUCAUUUCAUGUUAGUCUUGGAGAAACAGGAAAAAUAUGAUGGUCACCAGCAGUUCUUUGCUAUUGUACAGCUGAUAGGAACACGCAAGCAAGCAGAAAAUUUUGCUUAUCGACUUGAGCUUAAUGGUCAUAGGCGGCGAUUGACUUGGGAAGCAACUCCUCGAUCUAUUCAUGAGGGAAUUGCAACAGCCAUUAUGAAUAGUGACUGUCUAGUCUUUGACACCAGCAUUGCACAGCUCUUUGCAGAAAAUGGCAAUUUAGGCAUCAAUGUAACUAUUUCAAUGUGUUGAAAUGGCAAGCAAACAUUUUCAGGCCAGUGUUUAAAACAGUUGCAUUUAAUUUCGCAGAAACUAGGGUAACCAUCUUUGACUGCCAGACACAAACUAUUUGGUAGAGGGAGGCUAGAUGUAUAUGAAGGUAAAUAAAAGGAAAGGCUGUUAAAUUACAGGAAGCAGUUGCAUGUAGUAACACUAAUAUAUUUAAAAUAAGUCAACAGUAAACCACUGAAAAUAUAUAUACACCCAAAAUGGGCAUCUUUUGUAUUAAGAAUUGAUUCUACAGGAAACGUUGUAAAAUAGUUCUAAAAACUUGUUUGUAGAUUGAUUGUACUGUUGAAAAGGAUACUGUUGUGUUUUUUGUUUGUUUGUUUUUUUUCCCUUUGACUGACAAGCCAUGUUGAGCAGUCCGGUCUCUUGCCACUGCUUUUCCCCCUUAAGUCACUACAUAGUAUUGCUGCUGUUUGUGUAUAUUUUUGUGUAUUUGCUAAUUUUUAUUAACUUCUAGUUUUUCAUUAAAUAAAUGACUUUCUUUUCUGUAAUUCAGGUUUUCCUCCGUUUUGUACGUUUUAAAAAUUAAUUGCAGGUGUCAUCUUUUGAUAUGCAUAAUUGCUUAUGGUAAAACUUAUACUUCUGUACAUUUGGUAAAUUAGUCUCUUCCCAGUAGUCCAUUCAUUGGUAAUACUGUUCUUAAUUCAGCUAUUUUGUGAAUGUAUUGAAUUCUAAAGGAGCAAUUACAUUUGAAGAAUUAUCAGAAAAACAGCUCCUUUAAAAACAGGCCUAGAUGAUGAUGUACUUCGUUAUACCUUCAAACAAAAGUGAGGAGUUAUUGGGUAACAUCCUAAUUAAAUACACUGAAAAUUCAGGCACACUUUUUAAAUUUACGAACUUCAGACACAAACUCAUGCGUGUAUUUUGGUUUUGCAGUACAAGAAGGCAUUGUCUUAUGCAGUAAUUGUAACUAUAAAAACAGACCAUUUAAAAAAAAAAAGGCAGUCUCAGAAUAUGAUGUUUUUGGUCUUUUAUAAUUUUGUCAUUAAAAGAAUACCUGGCAAACUAAAUAAAAACUCUUGUUUUUUGCUUUA
This is a messenger RNA of Chelonia mydas (Green sea turtle), 3109 nucleotides long. RefSeq names its product siah E3 ubiquitin protein ligase 1 (gene SIAH1). NCBI's taxonomy places the organism in Eukaryota, Metazoa, Chordata, Testudines, Cheloniidae. Gene Ontology annotation, cellular component: cytoplasm. The record is from RefSeq and is a predicted model, not a curated record. Bases 1191 to 2039 code for a protein of 282 amino acids. Gene Ontology annotation, molecular function: ubiquitin protein ligase activity; ubiquitin conjugating enzyme binding; zinc ion binding. Gene Ontology annotation, biological process: multicellular organism development; proteasome-mediated ubiquitin-dependent protein catabolic process. The transcript is spliced from 3 exons.